CCUGAAUUUAAAAAAAGAAAACGGCCCAAGCGAAGCACCAAAGGCAGGCCUGUAGCGGUAAAUCAACGAAGCAGAGAAGCAGCGAAGCAGACAAGUAGAGACCUGCUGCCACUCACGCCGGUCGGCGUUCGCCACUUCGCCGGAAAGCUCGGAAUCAGCCGAUUCGUCCCUGCAAUUCUUUAUAACCCUCCGCAGACCGCAGUGCCAUACUGCCCGCUCCCGAGUCCCUCCCUGCGCGGCUGCCCCCUCCGGCCUCCACCCCUGCCUUCUCGCUGAGCCAGCGGUCUUCCGAUUUUCAAUAAGGAAGCUUGAAUCAAUGCUGCAACUUUCUGUCAGCUGCCUCUCUGUUCAGUCCGCUGCUUCACUAAUUCUGUGUCCCCUUUCGCCAUUAUGUUUAAAACCCGGAAGUUCUUUCCUCCCAAAGACCCUUGAACGGAAUUCUUGGAGCUCUAUUGCAAUUGGACAUUCUCCAUUACUAUCAAGGUUGAGGAAAUCAAUUUGCAGACCGCUGUUGGGGAAAUACGUCAGUGAAGAUUACCUUGUGAAGAAGCUGUCAGCCAAAGAAAUUGAAGAGCUGAUAAAGGGAGAAAGGAAUGUGCCCCUAAUUAUCGAUUUCUUUGCCACAUGGUGCGGCCCUUGUAUACUUAUGGCUCAGGAACUUGAAAUGCUUGCUGUAGAGUACGAAAGUAAAGCACUCAUUGUGAAGGUUGACACAGAUGAUGAAUACGAAUUUGCAAAUGAUAUGCAGGUCCGAGGACUACCCACAAUGUACUUCAUCAGCCCAGAUCCAAGCAAAGAUGCAAUCAGAACUGAAGGGCUCAUCCCAAUACAAAUGAUGAGAGAUAUCAUUGAUAAAGAAAUGUAAAUCAUUGUAGUUUUCCUCCUCUCAGGAAGUUUCUGUACCUUUGCUCUUGUCUAUGAUGCUGUAUUACGAGGUAUUGAAUUCAAUUAGAACAUCUCCAGUUCAAUGAUGAUAAAGGCCAAAAAGCUCCAUCAGUGUCGCAUUUAAGUGUUAAAUUCAUCAUCAUCUCAGGUUUGUUUACUUUAUGUAGUCCCCA
This is a messenger RNA of Cuscuta europaea, 1058 nucleotides long. Lineage: Eukaryota; Viridiplantae; Streptophyta; Magnoliopsida; Solanales; Convolvulaceae. The record is from the annotation of a GenBank genome assembly.